Molecule: messenger RNA, 4428 nt
Organism: Paralichthys olivaceus (Japanese flounder)
Lineage: Eukaryota; Metazoa; Chordata; Actinopteri; Pleuronectiformes; Paralichthyidae
Gene: tspan5a
Product: tetraspanin 5a
Cellular component (GO): plasma membrane
Source: RefSeq, a predicted model, not a curated record
AGGUUUAUUUCUCUUCAUAAAAAAAAAACACAUAGGAAGUGCCUCAUACUUCCCUCUCAUCUGAUUGGCCGCGCUCUCGGUCCUUCAAUUCUUCUUCUAGCCAAUCGUCGACGCGCAGGCGCAGUCGCGGGGCCGCCUCCUCAGAUAGCGGCUCGCAUCGUCCCCUGCUCGUCGGUGGUUUUCCGUCAACCUCCAUUUUCUCUCCCGCACCCCGUCGUUCCCGCCGCGCCCGCGAGCGGCCCUGCUCGCCGUGGAGCCGACGCGGUGCUGACGCGGCGGCAGGAGCUGUCUGAGGCGGACGAAGUGAGAUGCAUCCCCGGGGGGCGCUGAACCUGUUCCAUCCCGCACACAAAGCCUGAGAAGCAGGCCGUGGUUUUUUUUUUUUUCUUCUUCUUCUUCUUCUCUCUCUCUCUCUCCGUCACGCAGGAACACGGAUGAUGCUCCAACAUGUCGGGGAAUCAAUUCAAAGGACAAGAAGUGAGCUGCUGCAUCAAAUACUUCAUCUUUGGAUUCAACAUCCUGUUCUGGCUGUUGGGCAUGGCCCUAGUUGGAAUUGGACUGUGGGCAUGGAGUGAGAAGGGGGUCCUGUCCAACAUCUCAUCCAUCACAGACCUCGGCGGUCUGGACCCAGUCUGGCUCUUUAUGGUGGUGGGGGCCGUCAUGUUCAUUCUGGGGUUUGCCGGAUGCAUCGGAGCGCUGCGAGAAAACACCUUCCUGCUCAAGUUUUUCUCUGUGUUUCUCGGAAUCAUCUUUUUCUUGGAGCUGACGACAGGAGUCCUGGCGUUUGUCUUUAAGGACUGGAUUAAAGACCAGCUCAACCUGUUCAUCAACAAUAACAUCCGGGCGUAUCGGGACGACAUCGAUCUCCAGAACCUCAUCGAUUUCACUCAGGAAUACUGGGAGUGCUGUGGUGCGUUCGGAGCAGAUGACUGGAACCUGAACAUCUAUUUCAACUGCACUGAUGUGAAUCCCAGCAGGGAGAAGUGCGGAGUUCCUUUCUCCUGCUGCACCAAGGACCCGGCGGAGGAUGUGAUCAACACUCAGUGUGGAUACGACAUUCGAGCUAAACCAGACUUGGAGCAGAAGGACUACAUCAAUGUAAAAGGCUGUGUGCCGCAGUUCGAGAAGUGGCUGCAGGACAACCUCACGUUAGUGGCGGGGAUCUUCAUCGGAGUCGCACUACUGCAGAUUUUUGGGAUUUGUUUGGCCCAGAACUUAGUGAGUGACAUCGAGGCUGUGAGGGCAAGCUGGGUGCCCCCCCCUCUCUCCAUGCGUCGACCCCCACCACACUCCAGCAAGAAAGCAUCGGCUUACUACUCAUGAGACACACACACACGUGCUGUAUGUGUGGUUGUAGCCGUUUCUUUACCUAAUGCGGAAACGGCAUUUCAACCUCUAACAGUCUUUGACACACCUCCUUGAACAGAGCGUCAGGGAGCGUUCAGAGGACGUCACCGAUCACCUGCACCACUUUGCUCACUGAACCAGCACCUUUUGCAAGGCACUAAUAUGUGAGAGUCUGCUCUGUAUAUAACACUGUGUGUGACUACUGUAAACAGAUAACUGUGUGGUUAAACAUGCACUACAUGCAGAUCAUCACAACGCUCCAGUUUUGAUAGCUACUGUUAGUGUAGAGACUAGAGGUUUUGAUACAUCUUUUUGAUAUUAGAUCAGUAUUUUUCACUGUGGAAAUAUGGUUCCAUCGCUAAACCCAUCUGAAUUAGUGUAUAAAAGUUCAAAGUUCAGCGCUCGGCUUACCUAGCUUUACUACUUUUCCACGACAUAAUGCACAGGAGGGGGAAAGUGUCUAAAGUUACAAAACAUUGUCCGGUUCCUGUUUUAUUUCUCGAAAAUAAUUAUUUGAGGAUCCUCCAACCUCGAAGGAAAACCACAAUAGUUCAAUGACAGAGAAGAAUUUACACUAUAUGCUGUAUUUAUCCAAUACGGAAGAUAAACAAUGACAAACUGAGUGUACGUGUCAGAGCAGAAUCAGAUUUCAGUUACUCAAAGGAAGUAACAUCUCAUUAUAAGAGCUAAACACAUUUAGAAAUGAUAUAAUAAACUUAAUUUGUAUAGCGUUUUUCAAAACACAGUUGCAAAGGGUUUGACAAUGAGCGAGACUCAGUUCAGUGGCUGGCUCCUUCAGAGGACGCGGUCUACGCAACCCACAAAGGCCGAACCGAAGUAAAUCUGGUCUACAGAGGAUUUUUCAGAAUUGGCUUCAAUGAAUUGAGGGACGGCAAUUUCCACCUUUCCUUUGUCUGAGUACGGCCCAGCGUUUCCUGAAGGAGAUAUGUUAGGAAGCAUCGAAGCUCCUUUCCUCAGCAUUCAGAGAAUUGGAGCAGCUCUUUUCUUAACACUGUUCUAAGAAAAAGUAAAGUAGUCAGGUGCAGCCCUGAGACUCUCUGAGCCCUGAGACACCGUCUCUUCUCAUCUAUUCACUAACAUGGAAUUUUUAUUUUGUGCUCGGCGACUGUCCAUCCGCAGUGAGGACAUUAGUGCGUUCAGUCCCGAUGACGACUUUGAGCUAAAAAUUCUCCACAUUCUAACUCGUCCUCGUAAACAGGAAAUGACCAUGAGGUACUUCCAACUAAUUGGCAUAAUGAGUUCAUGCUCAACCAGUGGACUAACAGGAAACUCAGUUCAUUACAUGAUGGAGUUUUCUUUUUACGAAAUAAACAUUUUAAUGACCGCUAUGUAGCACCAACAUGGUGGGCGUUACUGUGGUACAACUUCAAGGAUCAAUGUUCCCGUCACACUAAGUAUUGAAAACUGUCAAAUAAAUAUCUGGCCUCAGAUGUAUUCUCGUUUGACGCCAUUUUAUCAUAAAAGGUUCUUGUUAAAGAAAACGCUGGCUUCUAAAGUUUAAAAAAAAAAAGAGAUUUGGACCUGGCUACAAUCCACAUGCACGUCGAUAGAUGGUGUACUCAUUCCCAACCUUUAAAUAACCACCACCAGCCUUUAAACUAACUGUACAUUCCAGAGUUCAUCUGCCGCGAGGCUUCCACAGUCUUGAGUUUUCCAGUCCAGUUGCGUUGCGGUGUUAAUCGCAGGCAGCUGCCACCAGGACGUAGCCUGCUGCUGCGGCUCAGGAGAAUUUCACACGGAAGAGAAAAAAACAAACAAACCGCAACACAGAUUGAGACAAACUCAGACUGUCACGAAGCCCUACCCUCAGCUCGCUCUCACAUGGAACAAGAAGGAUUUUUUUUUUUUUUAACAUUGCAGUAAUUAUUUCAAGGCCGGUGUGGAGAGCGGUUAUGAUGUCAGCAACAAGUCUCUGAACAUGCGUGCACCAUGUUGUAAUAUACUACCAUUAAAUGGGGAAAAAAACUAAUGUUUAAAUGGCAUUGAAAAGCUUUGGUGUUGGUGUAUGGCAUCGGAAUUCAGAUACUGUAUCGGUGCUUGUGUUGAAAAGUCCUACUAUUAUAGAACAAUGCAACAGACCUGAAGGUUUGACAAAUGACCCUUAAUUCCCAUCUUUAAUAAAAAUGUUUAAGUCCAGAUAAACAAGUGACUACAAAUGUAAUGUUGUCAUUUCAUAUGAUUAUUACUUUUUUUUAAUGUGGUUUCAUGUAAGUUGGGGGAAACAGUCAUGAAUUGUUGUGUUUAAGGACUUUUUAAUAUUGUGAGAUGGGCUUUUUUUUACUUUCCUCAUACGUCACUGCACUUACUUGAAUGAGAACAAGUCUGGCACGUGUGUCCCAUGAUUGUCUUUCACUGUGUUUGCUACUGAUUCAGAGCUGAGACUAGAAUCCAGCCCUAGAAUUUCAAAAAGAGUUAACAUGUUCUUUUUAAAUCACUGUUUUCGUCUGAUGGUUGAAAGUGAUUUAUUCCCAUAAAGCAUUCAUCACUGGUUUUGUUUGUUGCGAAGUUAUUUCAGCAGUAAAUGAUCUAGAUCUAAAUGUCAGUGUUCAACUACGCAAAAGGGAUCAACGCUGUUUUUGAUACUUAAUAUUUAUUGUAUGUUUGAUUUGGUUUUAUAAUUUCCCUUUGUAUUGUCCAGAUUAUGUUUUUGUUCUCCUGAAGCUUAUUUCUCACUCUACAGACCGAGUGUUAUAUUUUACGAGGGGGCGCGGAGGAGUUGUACAGGCCUCGUCUCUCACUCAUCACUACCUGUUUCACUUUCAACGAUUGUCUCUACGAUCACAUUACACUGAUGAGGCUAAACAUUAUGGAGCACUGCUGGCUUUUAUGGCUUUUGAGCCUCCAAAUCAGUGUCACCGCACAGGUCCCGCUUGACCCGCACGACCUCUGAAAGUGCCCUGCGGUAGUUCCAGCCUGCUCCCGUCCCAACACCCUGUGGUCCCGUUCAUGGUCUGGGGUAGACCCUCGUCACAAGCCCCCCCCCCGGCUGGUUUGGAGAAGCUCUGACCGACACAGUGGUGGUGAUUUGGCCCCUCGUCACCACGGCCUUCACACAAUCCU